AUGUCAAUUGAUUGGACAACUAAAGAAAAAAUUGUUUUAAUAUCUAAUAUACUCGAAUAUGGUGAUCAAACAGAAAGUUGGUCAUCAAUAUCAAAUGAUCUUUCAAGAGUAUUUCAAACAAAUAUUAUUUUAUCACAAACAAAAAGAGAAGGACGUUAUUCAAUUAAAAAUUGUAAACAAGAAUAUAAAUAUCUUGUUAAUCGUUAUAAAUCUCAAUGGAUUGAAAAUGGAUCAUUAAAUGGUUUAAAAUUACCUUUAGCAAAAUAUAUUUGGAUACAAUUAAAAUCUAUUUAUCAAACGGAAUUAACACAUCAAUUAAAUGAAAGUAGAAAAAAAUUAACUGAAUUUUGUCUUAGACUAGAAUCAGUAGUUAAUAUUAAAUCUAAUACAAUAGAAUCAACACCUACAUCAUCAACUAUAGAGAUAACAACUUCUCUUGAUAUUCCUCAAGAAAAUGAACCACAAGAAGAAAAAACUCCAACAAUUGAAAUUAUUUCUCAGUCAAUCAAAACAGAACCAGAUAUACUGCCGAGUGAACCUAUAGAAUCAACAUUACCCAGUGAACCAAAUAUUGCUCUUGAAGUAUUCGAUGAUUCGAAAGAACAAAUAAUAACUCCAACACCUCCUCCUGCAAUUGUUGAUGAACCACAAAUAAAAGAAGAUGUACAAAGUGAAAUUUCUAAUGAACCUAUUGUUAGUGAGAAUAAUUAUCAAGAUUCAUCCACAACUUCGCCAAAUCCAAAACAAAAUCCACCGAUUAUUGAAGAAGAUAUUCCAGAACAAACACCAAUAGAUUCUCCUUCCCAAAAUCUUUCAUUGGAUCAACAAUCAUCCAUUUCUCAAACAACAAUUUCUAUUCCUUCAUUACUACCUUCAACCAGUACAACAAUAACAACAGCACCACCACCACCAACAACAACAACAACAACAGCACCACCACCACCAACAACAACAACAACAGCACCAGUAACAACAACAAUGCCAGAAUCAGUUUCAUCAUCCAGAUCAACAUCAAGAACAAGUUCUGAAACAAAAGCAGAUGUUAUUAAAAUAAUUCCAAUAACUACACCCAAAUAUCAUGUUUAUUUUUCUCCAAAAAAUUCAAUUAAUAAUAAUCUUGGAACAAAUAAAACAAAAUUAAAACGAAAAACAAUUGAUGAAAUAAAAGAUGAAAAUGAAAUUGAAACAACAAAUCAACCAGAUAUAUCUUCUUCAUCAACAGAACAAUCAAAAGUAUCAUCAUCAACUGCUCCAAUUACUCGCCGUUCUAUAAGUACACGUUCAGUACCAAAUACUGCUGCUGAUCAAGAAGAAGAAAAAGCAAGAAGAUUCUCAGUAAUGCUUUCUGAAAAUCCAAAUAGUUGGCAAUCACAAUCAAUGUCUAUUAUUCAAUUUAUUCUUGCACAUAAACAAGGAUAUUUAUUUGAACAUGAAAUAACAGAAGAAAUUGCACCGAAAUAUCAUCAAUAUGUUCGACAUCCAAUAGCUCUUGAUACAAUUCGAAAAAUACUUGAAUCAAAUGGAUAUCAAUCAAAAGAAUAUUUUAAACGUGAUAUUUAUCUAAUGUUAUAUAAUGCUAUGAAAUAUAAUCCACGUUAUCAUCAUGUUCAUCGAUCAGCUAAACAUAUUUUCAAUCUAACAGUUCCACUUUUUAAUUUAUCAGCACAAGAAAUUAAUGGGCAAAUGACAACAAAAAUGAAUAUAUCAUUACCGACUACUACGAAUGAUAUUCCACCUGCUAAACGAAAACGAACGAAAUGA
Messenger RNA from Rotaria sp. Silwood2, 1761 nucleotides. NCBI's taxonomy places the organism in Eukaryota, Metazoa, Rotifera, Eurotatoria, Philodinida, Philodinidae. The record is from the annotation of a GenBank genome assembly.